Molecule: messenger RNA, 1715 nt
Organism: Haliotis rubra (blacklip abalone)
Lineage: Eukaryota; Metazoa; Mollusca; Gastropoda; Lepetellida; Haliotidae
Exons: 4
Coding region: 351-1055 (234 amino acids)
Source: RefSeq, a predicted model, not a curated record
CCAUCACUUGGCGACAAUUAGCCGACUGAUGGUACCCCUCAGUAUCUCGUGGCACUACUUGUUUGUAUCACUACUCUGUGAAUGAAAGUGUCCCGUCACUCAUUCUGCAGUGUGCCUCCGCCCCCGCAUUUGCCGCCCUGCGCGUGCUCACUCAUUCAUUGGCUGGAGGAAGCACACGAGCUCCGGUUUUUGUCAUAUUAAUUGUUAAAGGCGAAAUAAAGAUGUUGAAAUGACAUAAAAAUAAACAGAGGCUUGAGUCAGAGCCAAGCGUUAACAGCUGACCGUUUGUAUAAAAGACGGGCGACUAUAGGCAACUGCAGACAUCACGACAAACAUACAGACGCGCAGACAUGGAUUUGAUUCAAGUGAUUUGCGUAUUUCUACUCAGCCUGAUCUGCACGUGCAGGGGAAGGGCGUGGCCGUAUGCUGACCGGAUCAACUUCGUAGGGCCGGACCCAGCCGAGCAACUGCCAAGGUGCCCCCGUGAGAACAAGCCCUGUAAGGUGUUGGUGCGGGAAUACUAUGGCAACGGGACAUUGAAGCAGGAGACACGUAGCGGCAGCAUGUGUAUGUGUGAAGGCGGCAUGUGCCCGACAGAGUGGGACCAAAACCCGGAACGAUCCGUCACUAGAUUCCUCCACACACCUCGUGGCUCGGAAACCACCUUGCAGCUCAAGUUCUGUCAGACUGUCCACGCCGAGCGAAUUUGUCACCCCCACGAAGUGGCACUGUCGCUGAAGGGUAGAUCCAUUCUGCCACAGGAAGUGACGUCAAUCAACUGCAGGUGUUCCGACAACCGGCCUCUGCAUCUUCAGAGUGUGUUGCUCUAUGAGCACACUUACGAAAGGCAUCAGAACUUUGUAUGUUCUAUGCCGGACUGUGCCCAUCCCCCGCGAGGCAGCGCCACCUGUCAGCUAAAUUUCCAGAACUCCACACGACGUGAGAACCGGCUGUUGUGUAAGUGCCCGGGCAACAAGCAAUGCCGGAGUUCCUCACAGAGCAGCCACGGAGCAGAGUACACGUUUGGGUACUGCACGGACUUGAGGGCGGUGUGAGAGUCACGGCAGAGAUGACCACGUUGCCAUGAUGUGUCCAGGCAAAUAUACUCGGGUACUUAUGCUGGUGUAUACAUAGCUUUUCGCCCUGACGGAUGAACUGUUUUAGUAUUCGUUGUAUAAUAUUUAUUAUCAUUAUUAUGUCAUUGUACGUCACCGCCUGAGGUUUGUCAGUGGAAACCUACAGCACCUGAUAUACACCCUAUCUGACCUUCCUAUUGGUUGUGAGUUGAUGACAUCACAACAGGUCAGUACUCCUGAUCGGAUAUCAGCCACGCCCACACGUCAGUUACGUCCGGAUGCCAGGCUUCGGUUUUGUUAUAAGGAAAUUGUGUUAUGUCCAUAAUUGAUCUACUCCUCUAUGAUGGGUUAAUCACACACGCAGUUGCUUCCCGUUGUUCUGGUGUCACGUGACAUGUUACGCCACUGCCGCCAUGUUGUCCUCGUUCUACCGGGAGAUCGGGGCAGUAGACGGUCGACCAAUCGGUACUGACUUUACCAACCAGCGUUAUUUACUUUAGCUGUGUAUAAAAUAUUUCAUUGUUUGGACAUUGUAGUUGUAUGAACCUAUAUCUAAACUUUGACAUCAUAUGGUGUCCUUCGCGUCGACGCACAUCUACUUUUGACGUAGUUUUGUCCUCAUUAAAGACGUUCAUUCCA